Molecule: messenger RNA, 2575 nt
Organism: Grammomys surdaster
Lineage: Eukaryota; Metazoa; Chordata; Mammalia; Rodentia; Muridae
Product: zinc finger protein 14-like
Exons: 4
Coding region: 58-1827 (589 amino acids)
Biological process (GO): regulation of transcription by RNA polymerase II
Molecular function (GO): DNA-binding transcription factor activity; RNA polymerase II cis-regulatory region sequence-specific DNA binding
Source: RefSeq, a predicted model, not a curated record
UGUUGUUGGAUCUGGACUAUCUCUCCCGUUUUUAGGCCUGUUGGGAAGAACACUUGGAUGCAUCUGAAAGAGGAAAUGGAACCAGUGACCUUUGAGGAUGUGGCUGUGAACUUCAGUCCAGGAGAGUGGGCUCUGCUGGAUUCUUACCAAAAGAAGCUCUACAGAGAUGUGAUGACAGAAACCUUUAUGAAUCUGAUCUCCACAGGGAAAACAGAAGAAAGCAUUGAAGAGGAUUAUGCAAAUGUCAGAAGAAAUAUGCGAACUCAGAUGAUUGUGAGACAUUGUAAAUAUGAAGAUAGUUUUCAGUGUGGAGAAGCCCACCACCAGAUUCCAGAAUAUGUUGUUAACAAAGAUGUGCCUUCUGCAACAGCAGUGUGUGAGAGCAGUGUGUGUGCAAGAGGCAUCAGUGGUCACUCCCCUUCAGAUGUGCAUCUCACAGAUGAUACUGGAGGGAAACCAUUUGAGACUAAGGGACAUGUGCGUGUAGCUUUUCAGUAUGAGAAACAUUAUGCAGAUUUCACUUCUUCUGAACCCUUUCACAUACUAGAAGGUCCUAGAGAGAUAGUUUAUCAAAAGAAACAACCUAAUGAAGCCUAUAGGAUUCUCACUUCUGAUCAAAAUUAUGAGAAAAUUUACAAUGAAGGUAUAUAUAAUCAGUUUGAAAAAGCUGUCCAGAGAUACACUUAUUUUCAGAUGUAUGAAAAACUCCACACUGGACUAAAACCAUUUAAGUGUAAGCAAUGUGGAGAAGCCUUUGUUCAUUUCAACCAACUUGUCUACCAUGAAAGAAUUCAUACAGGAGGGGAAUGUUAUGUGUGUAAUCAGUGUGGAAAAGCAUUUAGACACUAUUCAUACCUCCAGAAACAUGAAAGAAUUCACAGUGGAGAUACACCCUACGUGUGUAAGCAGUGUGGCAAAGCCUUCGUUCGCUCCUCACACCUUCUCGUCCAUGAAAGAAUUCACACUGGAGAGAAACCUUAUACAUGUAAGCAUUGUGGGAAAGCAUUCAGUCAUCACAGUGCCUGCUACAGACAUGAAAUAAUUCACACUGAAGAGAAGCCCUAUGUCUGCAAGCAAUGUGGGAAAGCAUUUACUUGUUCUACAUCCCUUCGCAACCACGAACGAAUUCACACUGGAGAGAAACCUUAUGCAUGUAAGCAGUGUGGGAAAUCCUUCAUCCAACGUGAUGCUUGUUACAAUCAUGAAAGAACUCACACUGGAGAAAAGCCCUAUGUGUGUAAGCAGUGUGGGAAAGCAUUUACGUGGUCCACAUGCCUUCGCAACCAUGAAAGGACUCACACUGGAGAGAAACCUUACACAUGUAAGCACUGUGGGAAAGCCUUCACCCAUUCCAGUACCCGGUAUAGUCAUGAAAGAAUUCAUACUGGAGAGAAACCAUAUGUAUGCAAAAAGUGUGGCAAGGCAUUCAUUCAUUCCAGUCACCUUAUCAGCCAUGAAAAGAUCCACACUGGGGAGAAACCAUAUCCAUGCAAGCAUUGUGGGAAAGCCUUCAUUCAACGAAAGGCUUGUCACAAUCAUGAAAGAACUCAUACUGGAGAGAAACCCUAUGCAUGUAAAUAUUGUGAAAAAUCAUUUAGGUGUUCCACAUACCUCCGCAACCAUGAAAGAACUCACACUGGAGAGAAACCUUAUAUAUGUAAGCACUGUGGGAAAGCCUUCACACAUCAGAGUGCCCGUUACCGUCAUGAGCGGAUUCACACUGGAGAGAAACCCUAUGUAUGUAAACAAUGUGGGAAAGCCUUCAGUGACUGUAGCUACCUUGUGAAGCAUGAAAGAAUUCAUUGGAGAGAAGCCUUACACAUGUAAGAAUAGAGAAGCUUUUAUGUGUUCCACAUUCCUUUAAAUACACUAAAGAGCUGACAGAAAAGAACUGAAAAAUUUACAGCAGUAUAUCUGGUGGCCUUGUCUGUAUACAACGUAUGUGUAUGAACAGUUCAUGAGAAGGCUCAGUGGGUAAAGGUGCUUGUUACUAAGCUUGAUAAUCUGAGUUCCAUCCCAGGGACCCAUAUGAUAGAAAUAAAAAAUUACUCCCCAAAAUUUACCUCUGAAUUCCAUGUACACAUGUGGGCUCACACACAAACUCACUAUUUAAAAUGUAUAUACAUAUGGAGAACAACUGAAACCUUCAAAAGUGUAGUUGUGUCCCUGAUAUGCAAGCAUAUAUAGGAUAAAAUCCAGUGGCACUGGGCAUGGUAAGACAUACCUUUUAUUCUAGCACUGGGCGAGGUGGGGAUGGUAAAGAUUAGAGAAUUAUAAUGGAUAUAGUGGAUUUGAACAGCACAUGGGAAGUUUAGUACGAGCCAGAUACAAUGUGGAAUUUUCUUUGCAAGAGGAAAAGAAAACAAAGCUAGAGAGAUGGUUCCACUCUUCAAAGCCCAUGCUGCCCUGCCAGAGGACCUGAGUUUGUUUCUCUGCAUCAACAUUGUGUGACUUACAACUAUCUGCAAUCCCAAAUCCAAGAACUGUGAUGCCCUCUUCUGGCCUGUGUAGGUAUAGAACACAUGUGAUACACAUAUAAAUAAGUCUUUUUAAAAAUUAUGUGUAUAAAGCAAAU